Molecule: messenger RNA, 2358 nt
Organism: Propithecus coquereli (Coquerel's sifaka)
Lineage: Eukaryota; Metazoa; Chordata; Mammalia; Primates; Indriidae
Product: zinc finger protein 2 homolog
Exons: 4
Coding region: 1-2358 (785 amino acids)
Biological process (GO): negative regulation of transcription by RNA polymerase II
Molecular function (GO): DNA-binding transcription repressor activity, RNA polymerase II-specific
Source: RefSeq, a predicted model, not a curated record
AUGCCCUUAAUUUUAUACUUUAUCAUCCAGACAAAAUGUUACCCAUGGCUACUUGGUAAAUACGUGUUUUUUUUCCAGGGAUUGUUAACAUUCGGGGAUGUGGCCAUAGAAUUCUCUCUGGAGGAGUGGGCCUGCCUGGACCCUGCUCAGUGGAAUUUGUAUAGGGACGUGAUGCUAGAGACCUACACGAACCUGGUCUCCCUGGGUCUUGCUGCUUCUAAGCCAGACCUGAUCACCUUUCUGGAGCAAAGAGAAGACCCUUGGAAUGUGAAGAGACGUGAGAUAGUAGCCAAACACCCAGAUAUAUUUUCUCAUUACACCCAAGGUCUACAGAAAAACCAGUGCAUAGAAGCUCCAAUUCAAAAAGUGAUAUUGGGAAUAUUUGGGAAUCGUGGCCUUGAAAAUAUACAUUUAAAGAAAGAAUGGGAAUGUGAGGGUGAGUUUCAAGGGGAGAAUGGAUGUUAUAAUGGACAAACGAAAUGUAGGACAAUUAUCUAUAAUGAAAACAUCACUGAUAGAAAAGGUCAGAAAUGUAAACCACUUUGGGAAAAAUCUCCAUUUUUGUCAGUUACUUUUGCUGAACCACAUGUUUCUGUAAGUGAAUAUCAACAUCAACAUUUGGAACAUAAAUUUUAUCUAAAAGGAAAUUUGGAAAAUUUAAAUAGUGACCUAGGCCAUAUUCAAAAUAAUGAUUUGAAUCAAUUAAAAUGUAGAAUUGGGUUAAAUGUUCAGUCAAAUAUUUCUGAAGAUCUGAGAUUUAAAAAUGAAAGGAAGGUUUCUAUAUGUGAUCAAUUUGAUGGGUCACUUGUUAAAGAUUUAUUAUUACUACACCAAAAAUAUGACAAAAUGUACAACUUUGAUCAGAAUGGGAAGCUAUUUGCCCAUUCAUCAUUGCUUAAGCAAUAUCAGGGAAUAGAUAAUUGGACAAGAUAUCACACCUAUGACAAAACUUCAGUGUCCUUUAGCCAGGGCUCUACCCCAAGCUAUUACCAGGAUAUUUAUCUUGAAGAUAAAAAUUAUCAAUAUCCUAAUUCUGAGAAAAUCUCUAACCAAGGCUCUAGCCCUACAAAACAUCAGAAAACUUAUUUUCCAGAGGACUACUACAAAUGUAAAAAAUGUGAGAAAGUCUUUUACCAACAUUCUAAGCUUAUUUUCCAUGACUGUAUUCAAAUUCAAGAGAAGUCUUAUGAAUGUAACAAAUAUUUAGAAGCCUUUUCCCAGUCAUCAACUCAUACUCAGCGUGAAGGAAUCUGUUUUGGAGUAAACUCAUACAGUGAUAAUAAAUGUGAGAAAGUCUUUAGCCAAUCAUCAAAUCUAAAAAAAUAUGAGAUAAUUCAUACUGAAGAGAAACCCUACAAAUGUAGUGAAUGUGGCAAAGCCUUUAACCGUAGUUCACAUCUUACUCGUCAUCAGAGAAUUCAUACAGGAGAGAAACCUUACAAAUGUAAAGAAUGUGGCAAAGCCUUUAUUGAGAAUUUAUAUCUUACUAAUCACCAGAGAAUUCAUACUGGAGAAAAACCCUACAAAUGUAAAGCAUGCAGUAAAUCUUUUAGUCAUUAUUCAAGUCUUACUCGUCAUCAGAAAAUUCAUACUGAAGGCAAACCCUACAAAUGUAGUGAAUGUGGCAGAGCCUUUAACUGUAGUGCACAACUUACUCGUCAUCAGAGAAUUCAUACAGGAGAGAAACCUUACAAAUGUAAAGAAUGUGGCAAAGCCUUUAACUAUAAUUCAAGUCUCACUGAGCACCAGCGAAUUCAUACUGGAGAAAAACCCUACAAAUGUAAAGCAUGCAGUAAAUCUUUUAGUCAUUCCUCAAGUCUUAUUUUGCACCAGAAUAUUCAUACUGGAGAGAAACCCUACAAAUGUAAAGAAUGUGGCAAAGGCUUUAACUACAAUUCACAUCUUACUGAGCACCAGAGAAUUCAUACUGGAGAAAAACCCUACAAAUGUAAAGCAUGCAGUAAAUCUUUUACUCAUUAUUCUGGUCUUAUUAAUCAUCAAAAAAUUCAUACAGAAGAGAAACCCUACAAAUGUAGUGAAUGUGGCAAAGCCUUUAACCGUAGUUCACGUCUUGCUGGGCACCAGAGAAUUCAUACUGGAGAAAAGCCCUACAAAUGUAAAGCAUGCGGUAAAUCUUUCAUUUAUUCCUCAAGUCUUAUUUCACAUCAGAAAAUUCAUGCUGGAGAGAAACCCUACAAAUGUAAAGAAUGUGGCAAAGCCUUUAACUAUAAUUCAUGUCUUACUGGGCACCAGAGAAUUCAUACUGGGGAAAAGCCCUACAAAUGUAAAGCAUGCAGUAAAUCUUUUGCUCAUUCCUCAAGUCUCAUUUGGCAUCAGAAAAUUCAUACUGGAGAGUAA